Messenger RNA from Penaeus indicus, 1316 nucleotides. RefSeq lists its product as uncharacterized. The record is from RefSeq and is a predicted model, not a curated record. Lineage: Eukaryota; Metazoa; Arthropoda; Malacostraca; Decapoda; Penaeidae. Bases 22 to 1056 code for a protein of 344 amino acids. The transcript is spliced from 5 exons.
CUUAAGUUUAGAACAUCAGAUAUGGCUCCCCCUCCGCGCCACCACCACCAUCACUCCUUACCCAUGGCGACAACAGCCUUAGUGUUGUCCCUCGUCUCCCUCGCCCUGGCAACGCCCCAGACUUACAACAACCAAGGCAACCAGGGACUUUUAGGCCAGGGGAACUUGGGCCAGGGGAACUUCAUCCAGGGGAAUUUGGGCCACGGCAACCUCAUCCAGGGGAAUUUGGGCCAGGGGACUUUGGGCCAGGGGAAUAUCGUCGGGCACAAUAAUGUGGGACAGUCGGGCUUCGGAAGCAAUGGGCAAGAUUUGUCCUUCUCGAACCCGUCGACGUUCGGGCAGACCAGCGGAGGAGGCGGUUUGCUACAGCCCACCGGGCUCAGCGGCCCUCUCAACGGCCUCUACGGCACUCCCGACGACAGUGCCAUCGUCGCAGCAGGAGGGGGAGGACAGUGCCAACCGAACCUCCAGAUCUCGGUAGUCACCUCCACCCGCCUGGUCCCCACGACGCUUAUAAGCACCCGCACGAGAGCCAUCCCGACCACCGUCUUCAGGGAGAUCACGCAGACCAGCAUCUACCCGACGACCAUCGUCAGGAGGGAGGUUAUUACGUCAGUGGUGCCGCCGGUGGUGCAGACGCAGACGCAGCUCCUGACGGAAACCAAAUACGUGACUCGCGCAAAAAUCAUCACCGACACCCAGUACCUGACGCAGACGCAGAUCCAGCAGGUGACAGCCACGGAUAUCAACACGCAAUUGCAGAUCUCGACGACGACGAGAGUCCAGGUCAUCACCACGACUGUGCAGAAUAAUAAUAUCCAGACGCAGUUCCAAACGCGCUUCCAAACAGUGACCCAAACACAGCAGGUGACCAGGACCCUCACGCAACCUGUUUACUUCACGCAAACACUCACCUCGCACUUCCCUGUUACCGAGACGCGUACUGUUGUGCAAACGCGCGUGCAACAGAACAUUGUUACUGUUACUGCUCAGGGACAGUGCGGUGGGGGCGGCGUCGCGGCUGGAGGGAUACAGGGGUAUAAUUAUAAUAACUAGAUAGUAUUUUUCAGGCAAUGUUUAUUAUUAUCAAUCUCAUUUUUUAAAGAUUUCUUAAGUUAAUUAGGUAUAUUUUAACGUGCAUGGAAUUCUGUUAUUUCGUGUCGAUGAUCGAUUGAUUUUUACAUUCAUUUUGUAUUGUCCUUCAUGUCAUUUUCGUGUAUAUACGUAAAUAAGCAGAAGAUUGUACAGAGAAAAGGAAUAACAUAUUUUUGUAUCUGUGUGGCAUCCUAGUUUUGGAAAUAGAUAGAGCUUUCCAA